GGGAGUAGAGGCCGGGGCAGAGGGCGCCGGCGGCGGAGGCCGCUGCGGCGGAGGCCGCGGAAGAUGAGCAGCAGCUGCUCAGGGCUGAGCAGGGUCCUGGUGGCCGUGGCUACAGCCCUGGCAUCUGCCUCCUCCUCCUGCCCCGAGACCUGGGGCUCCCCAGGAGUUCAGUAUGGGCAGCCUGGAAGGUCCAUGACGCUGUGUUGCCCAGGAGUGACUGCUGGGGCCCCAGUGUCUUGGUUUCGGGACCACGAGACAAGCCUGCUCCAGGGACCUGACUCUGGGCUAGGGCAAGAACUGGUCCUAACCCAGGCAGACAGCACUGACGAGGGUACCUACAUCUGCCGGACCCUGGAUGGUGCACUUGGGGGCAUGGUGACCCUGCAGCUGGGCUACCCCCCAGCCCGCCCUCUUGUCUCUUGCCGAGCAGCCGACUAUGAGAACUUCUCCUGCACUUGGAGUCCCAGCCAGGUCAGCGGUUUACCCACCCGCUACCUCACCUCCUACAGAAAGAAGACAGUGCCAGGAACUGAUGGCCAGAGGAUGAGUCCAUCCACGGGGCCCUGGCCAUGCCCACAGGAUCCCCCAGGGGCUGCCCGCUGUGUGGUCCAUGGGGCAGAGUUCUGGAGCCAGUACCGGAUCAAUGUGACUGAGGUGAAUCCCCUGGGGGUCAGCACACGCCUGCUGGAUGUGAGCUUGCAGAGCAUCUUGCGUCCUGACCCACCCCAGGGGCUUCGGGUAGAGUCAGUACCUGGCUACCCCCGUCGCCUUCGUGCCAGCUGGACAUAUCCCGCCUCCUGGCCCCGCCAACCCCACUUCCUGCUCAAGUUCCGGCUGCAGUACCGUCCAGUGCAGCAUCCUGCCUGGUCCACGGUGGAGCCGACUGGACUGGAGGAGGUGAUCACAGACGCGGUGGCUGGGCUGCCUCAUGCUGUGCGGGUCAGUGCCCGGGACUUUCUGGAUGCUGGCAUUUGGAGUGCCUGGAGCCCUGAGGCCUGGGGAACUCCAAGCACUGAGCCCCUACCAAAGGAAAUACCAGCUGGGAGUCAGCCACACACACAGCCAGAGGAGGACACUCAGGUGGACAGCCCUGCUCCCCCAAGGCCCUCCCUCCUUCCAGACCUGCUGCCACUUGACCAUAGGGACCCUCUGGAGCAGGUGGCUGUGCUGGCAUCUUUGGGAAUCUUCUCUUUCCUGGGACUAGCAGCUGGGGCCCUGGCACUGGGGCUCUGGCUGAGGCUGAGACCGGAUGGGAAGGAUGGACCCCAAAAACCUGGGUUCUUGGCCCCGAUGAUUCCAGUGGACAAGCUUCCAGGGGAGACCAAAAAAUCAGGAGACGAAGAAAUGAGAGGAGUGGUGCUGUGCAGGAGGCCAUGGAAGAUGGAUGGAAAUGGACAAAUGAUUAGAAUCUUUGGAAGCAGCAAGUGUAUGGGUUGCAGGAGUCCUGCUUUUGUGGAGCCUAUGUGAGACUGUGAGUCUGGAUAGGGGAGAGAGUGAGUAGAAGAGUGAUGAUGAGCAUGAGGAAGUCCAUGAUGGUCCUGUGAGUGAACCUGUAUGAGGGUGUGUAGCUGUCUCCUAUUUCAUGGCCCCCUGAAGCUUUCACUUUAUGUGUGCAGUAAUUUCUUUCCUUCUGUUUUAUAAUAAAGAAUUUGGCCUUUGUCCCUGGUUCCUGAGAAGGAGACUCUAAAUCUUUGGAAUUUCCAAAGAGGAAUGUCUUUGUUAUUUCUGAAUCCCUUGAAUCACACCUGAGUUUAUGCUAAGAAAUGAGAUGACCAAGGAUGGGAGUGGUCACCAGAAAGACCAACCAUCUCAUUGGAGAGUUGGCCUAACCUCCGGGGAGAGAGGGGGCUGGGGGUUGAGUUCAGUCAUGUGGCCAACAAUUCAAUAAUGCCUAUGUAAUGAAAUCUCAAUAAAAAUUCUGGACACCAAA
Molecule: messenger RNA, 1930 nt
Organism: Pteropus alecto (black flying fox)
Lineage: Eukaryota; Metazoa; Chordata; Mammalia; Chiroptera; Pteropodidae
Gene: IL11RA
Product: interleukin 11 receptor subunit alpha
Exons: 13
Coding region: 64-1467 (467 amino acids)
Cellular component (GO): membrane
Molecular function (GO): protein binding; cytokine receptor activity
Source: RefSeq, a predicted model, not a curated record